CGAUGGGCCUUACUCCAAAGGAGGCAAGGACGCAGGAGGAGUCGAUGUGGCCCUGGCUUGCCGCAGACAGAGCAUUCCAGGUAAUGAACCCCCUGUCCUCCUUCUUUCUCUGUCCUGGAGGCACAGCGGCUCUGGGUGGGGGUCAGACAUCAUUGGCUCUGCUACUAACUUGCUCUGUGACCUUAGACCAACCACAUAACCUCUCUGAUCCUCCUCUGCAAAAAGGAGAUACAUCACCCAGCGUAAUGCAGCCAAGUGCCCUUACCAAGUAUUUGCCUCACUUGUCUUGGAGCUGUGGGCCCAAAAUUGCCCCAUGCUGCCCCCUCACCCCCCAUAUGUCAGCAGAGGAGUUCCGAGGGGUCACCGUGGUGGAGCUGAUCAAGAAAGAAGGCAGCACACUGGGCCUGACCAUCUCAGGUGGCACCGACAAGGAUGGGAAGCCCAGGGUCUCCAACCUGAGACCUGGGGGGCUCGCGGCCAGGAGUGACCUGCUGAAUGUGGGUGACUACAUCCGGUCAGUGAACGGGAUCCACCUGACCAGGCUCCGCCACGAUGAGAUCAUCACCCUGCUCAAGAAUGUGGGCGAGCGCGUGGUGCUGGAGGUGGAGUAUGAGCUGCCCCCGCCCGCCCCUGAGAACAGCCUGGGGAUCGUUUCAAAGACAGUGGACGUCUCCCUCUGCAAGGAGGGCAGCAGCUUUGGCUUUGUCCUCAGAGGAGGUGCCCAUGAAGAUAGCCACAAGUGUCGCCCACUCGUCCUCACCUGCGUGCGGCCCGGGGGCCCAGCGGACAGGGAAGGCUCUUUGAAGGUGGGUGACAGGCUGCUCAGCGUCGAUGGGAUCCCACUGCAUGGGGCCAGCCACGCUGCGGCCCUGGCCACUCUGCGGCAGUGCGGCCAGGAGGCCCUCUUCCAGGUGGAGUACGAUGUGGCCAUUCCAGAUACUGUGGCCAACGCUUCGGGGCCCUUGAUAGUGGAAAUAACCAAGACGCCGGGGUCUGCCCUGGGGAUCUCGCUCACCACCGGCUCCUACCGGAACAAGCCGGUCAUCACCAUCGACCGCAUCAAGCCAGCCAGUGUGGUGGACAGGAGCGGAGCGCUGCAUGCUGGAGACCACAUCCUGUCCAUCGACGGCACCAGCACGGAACACUGCUCGCUGCUCGAAGCCACCAAGCUCCUGGCCAGUGUGUCGGAAAAAGUGCAGCUGGAGAUCCUGCCUGCGCCCCACAGUCGACGGCCCCUGAAGCCCUCCGAGGCAGUGAAGGUGCAGAGAAGUGAGCAACCACAUCGUUGGGAGCCCUGCGUGCCCUCCUGCCACAGCCCCCGGCCCGGCCACUACAGGACACCCACCUGGGCUGCAGCUGCCGGCCAAGAUCAGAGCCGAUCCUUAUCCUCGACUCCAUUUUCCUCACCGAUCACGAACCACACGUUUUCCUGCACCAACCCCAGCACCCUUCCCCGUGGAUCCCAGCCCAUGAGCCCCCGGACCACAAUGGGGCGGAGGAGGCAGCGCAGAAGGGAACACAAGAGUUCAUUGUCUCUGGCCUCCAGCACGGUGGGCCCAGGUGGGCAGAUCGUGCACACGGAGAUCACGGAGGUUGUGCUCUGCGGCGACCCCCUCAGCGGCUUCGGCCUCCAGCUCCAGGGCGGCAUCUUCGCCACCGAGACCUUGUCCUCCCCGCCCCUGGUGCGUUUCAUCGAGCCCGACAGCCCUGCAGAGAGGUGUGGGCUGCUGCAGGUGGGGGACCGUGUCCUGUCCAUCAACGGCAUUGCCACCGAGGAUGGGACCCUGGAGGAAGCCAACCAGCUGCUGCGGGAUGCUGCGCUGGCCCGCAAGGUCGUGCUGGAGAUCGAGUUCGAUGUGGCAGAAUCUGUCAUCCCGAGUAGUGGCACCUUCCACGUGAAGCUGCCUAAGAGGCGCGGCGUGGAGCUGGGCAUCACCAUCAGCUCGGCCAGCAGGAAGCGAGGGGAGCCCCUGACCAUCUCUGACAUCAAGAAAGGCAGUGUGGCACACAGGACUGGCACCCUCGAGCCAGGUGACAAGCUGCUGGCCAUCGACAACAUCCGCCUGGACAACUGUGCCAUGGAGGACGCCGUGCAGAUCCUGCGGCAGUGUGAGGACCUGGUGAAGCUGAAGAUCCGGAAGGAUGAGGACAACUCUGAUGAGCAGGAGGCCACAGGUGCCAUCAGCUAUACGGUGGAGCUGAAGCGCUACGGGGGCCCCCUGGGCAUCACCAUCUCGGGCACAGAGGAGCCCUUUGACCCCAUUGUCAUCUCGGGCCUCACCAAGCGAGGUCUGGCUGAGAGGACUGGUGCCAUCCAUGUCGGGGACCGUAUCUUGGCUAUUAACAAUGUGAGCCUCAAGGGCCGGCCGCUGAGUGAGGCCAUCCACCUCCUGCAGGUGGCUGGCGAGACUGUCACGCUGAAGAUCAAGAAGCAACUAGACCGCCCGCUCCAGCCCCACAAGUCCAGCAGCUUCAGCGAGCCCAGCGACGUGGAUGAGGACCCGCCAGAGGCGCUCAAAGGAGGACUGCUGGCAGCCCGGUUCUCGCCCGCCGUGCCCAGCGUGGACAGCGCCGUGGAGUCCUGGGACAGCUCGGUCACGGAGAGCGGCUUUGGGGGCCCAGGUCCCCACACUCCACAGACGACAGCCCGGGGUGUGAACCCACAGGAGUGGCAGCCCAGCCGGCGGAGAAGCAGCCCCCCACCCACCGAGCCCCGGAGGACGAGCUAUACCCCAGCCCCUGCCGACAGGAGCUUCCCCGAGGAGGAGGAGGAUUGGGAGCCACCGUCUAGCCCGGCCCCCGGCCCUGCCCAGAAGGAGGGCUUCUGGCGAGUGUUUGGGGAAGCGCUCGAAGACCUGGAGUCCUGUGGUCAGUCAGAGCUGCUGAGGGAACUGGAGGCAUCCAUCAUGACAGGCACUGUGCAAAGCGUGGCCCUCGAGGGCAGGCCUGGCCGCCGGCCCUGGCGGAGGGGCCGGGAGGGACGAGCUUCCCCCGAGGAGAUGCGGGAGCUGCUGCUGCCGACACCCUUGGAGAUGCACAAGGUGACCCUGCACAAGGACCCUGUGAGGAAUGACUUUGGUUUUAGCGUCUCAGAUGGCCUCCUGGAGAAGGGUGUUUAUGUCCACACUGUGCGUCCUGACGGGCCCGCCCAGCGUGGGGGCCUCCAGCCCUUCGACAGGGUCCUCCAGGUCAACCAUGUGCGCACUCGGGACUUCGACUGCUGCCUGGCGGUGCCACUCCUGGCUGAGGCGGGUGACGUGCUGGAGCUGGUCGUCAGCCGCAACCCACUGGCACAGAGCAGCCGGACCCCACGGGCACCAGGCCCCAGCAGCCCACGGAUGCUCUGAGGUCGGCCUGGUCCAGACACCCAGAGGGCCACUCCAGAAGAUCCUGGCUCCCAGACCUGUAGCUGGCCUGGAGAUAUGGACACCCACUCAUCCAUCUGUCCAUCUAGCCGGCCCUGAGUCGUGGACGGGACCUUGUCUCUGUUCUCUGGUUCUGUGAGCUGGGGUGCCAGGCAGUGAGGCCCCUGCCCCAGUUGGAGGGGCGUGGAGGUCUUUUUCCACUAUGGGUCUCCAAGAUGGCUGAAGGUGCCGGGGCCCAAUAGAGACAGGCUGCUCAGCUUGAAGAAGAGGGGUCUGGAGGUGGCUGCAGGUCGCUACAGGGCUUCCUCAGAGGAGUACCUGGGGUGGGGAAAGCCGAGCUAAGUGUAGGACGCACUUGCUUGCAGCAGAGCUGUGGAGCUGGAAUGAACUGCCAGAGGAGUGAGCUUCCUAUCACAGGAGGUGAGCGAGCGGAAGCUGGAUACCCCAGUGGGGUGGUACACUGAGGUGUGAGGCGUCCUGGUGAUGCAUCCACGGGUGUUUAGAGGGUUAGUUUCCUGAUGGGGGGCAUUCAGGAAAAGGCCUGGGGCAGGGACACUUCAGCUGGAGAGCUGAUCACCAGGAAGGAUGCUGCUUGGGAUAGGAGCCCGCCUCCUUCUCCAGAAUUCUGGUGUUUGGGGCUUGCUGGUUCCGAGAUUCUCUGGCUCUGAUGUCCCCACUUAGAAGGUUCUGAGCCUCUGGAAUCCGGGAAGUGCCAGCCCUUUGAUGUGAAAGUCACUGAUUGUUUCAUUCGUGGCGUCUCUGGUCUGAAGCUUCUGCAGUAUGAGGCUGUGGUCCUGGACCCACCGGGCAGCCGUGUCAGGCUUUGGGCUCUCAGCCCCUCCUGCUUCUUUUCAAGGCUGUGUGGCCGCUGACCCAUCUGCAUACACCUCUCUGAGCCCAGGCCCCUCCAGGAGGAGGGAGUCAUUUGGGGACAACACUGGGGCUCCAUUCACCUGCCAUUCAGUGCAGAUGGGAAGCCAUGGAAAUAAGACGUCCUGCCUGGGGGAGCAGGAGAAUGAAGGAGGAACACAGAGAUGGAGAGACAGAUAGACGGACAGGGGAGAGACUGGCUGGAGAGAUGGGCCAUUUUCUCUCCCACCCAAUGGCGACAGUGUCCACUGUGGUCAUUCAAGGAAGUUUCUUCCCACUUGCAAUCUGGAAGCACCAGCAUCUCUUAAAAUCGUUUUCCUCAUUUUUCACAGAUCAGAAAUGCUUUUGAUUCUAAGAAGGGUGUGCCCCAAACCACCCUUGGGUAGCCCAGGGUGUGGCCCUUGGGAUGGAGGUGGGCAGGCAGGGUGCAGCCAGGCCUGGGGCUUGGCUUUGCCCCACCCAGCUCUUAAUGGGGGUCUCAGGAAAACAGAGCACCCACUCCUACCUGCACCCACCUCCACCUCUGUCCCCUGAAAAUGUUCUUCCACUCUAAGGGACCAGAUGGGGAGCCAAGAGGCCUGUUACUUUCCCCCUGAGCCUCUGCUCAGGUGCUGGGUGACCCCCUCUUAGUCUGGUGCAAUCAAGGGGUGGACAGUGUCUAAGCAGGUAGGAGCCUCCCUAUCCACUGUGGCCCCCUUGGCAUCCUGCCCACAUUCUCCCUAAGGACCUGCCUCCCCUCUCCUCACCCCUCCCCUUCCCUGUCCCCUGCCCUGUGCACCUGAAGAGCCCUUCAUGCCCUGAAUGGACUGCUUAGUGCCUCUACUAUCUGGAUCCUGUGCGAGCAUCCAUGCCCCGGUGAAAGGGCCCCGCCCACCCACUAUAGGGGCAUCGAGGCAACGCCAAGAACCCUCAGCUUGGGGUGGGGAAUAGGGUACAAUGGCGACAUGGCCACUCGCAGCCUCAACCGUGUGACCUUAGGAAAGUGGCCCAGCCACUCUGGGCAUCUGUCAUUUGACAGAGCUGGACAGAGCAGGCUCCCAGGGCCUCUGGGGUUGGGAAGGCUGCGCUGACUGCGGGCGAGGGACGAUGCAUCCCAACCCUGACCAAUGCUCCCUUCCCUCCUUGGGCUGAGGCCUCUGCUACCCCUCCUCCCACCCACGGAUGCAACGAGGCCGGGAGGCCUGGCGGGCGGACCUCCUCACUGUGGCCGGCCUUCUCAUAUGCAAUAUUUCUUUUGGCUUCUCAUGGGAUCGUUCGUCCCAGACCUGAUGUUUCCCGACACCUGUCCCUGGUGAGCGAGCGUCCUGCCUGCCUAUGCAUUUUGAGUACAGCCCUUGCAACGUGCCCCUCCCACCCCCAAAAGCUGUAUUUUUCUCUGGCUGAGAUGAGAGCAUAUUCCUUGUAAAGUAUUUUUCUACAUGGGGUUUCUUAGGGCUCUCGGGAAGCACCGCAAGCCAAGGCUCAGCCUGCAGAGGCCAGUGGGGGCCGGCUGGGGCCCCGUGCAAACCUGUCUGUCCCUCGGGGGGCUGCAGUGACUUGGAGGUUGGGGGUGGGAUGCUGUUGGGUUGAUAC
This is a messenger RNA of Phyllostomus discolor (pale spear-nosed bat), 5807 nucleotides long. RefSeq names its product glutamate receptor interacting protein 2 (gene GRIP2). Lineage: Eukaryota; Metazoa; Chordata; Mammalia; Chiroptera; Phyllostomidae. The transcript is spliced from 22 exons. The record is from RefSeq and is a predicted model, not a curated record. Bases 3 to 3347 code for a protein of 1114 amino acids. Gene Ontology annotation, molecular function: protein binding. Gene Ontology annotation, biological process: neurotransmitter receptor transport, endosome to postsynaptic membrane.